Molecule: messenger RNA, 806 nt
Organism: Lactuca sativa (garden lettuce)
Lineage: Eukaryota; Viridiplantae; Streptophyta; Magnoliopsida; Asterales; Asteraceae
Product: glutamate--tRNA ligase, cytoplasmic
Biological process (GO): translation; glutamyl-tRNA aminoacylation
Cellular component (GO): cytoplasm; cytosol; methionyl glutamyl tRNA synthetase complex
Molecular function (GO): ATP binding; glutamate-tRNA ligase activity
Source: RefSeq, a predicted model, not a curated record
UUUUCACAGGGAGCAUCAAUGAAUCUGAAUCUCAUGGAAUGGGACAAACUCUAGAACAUUAACAAAAAAAUGAUCGACCCUGUUUGCCCCAGACACACUGCAAUCCUUGAAGAGAACCGUGUCUUGUUGACUUUAUUAGAUGGGCCCCACAGGCCAUUUGUGCAUGUCAUACCAAAGCACAAGAAAUACGUUGCUGCAGGGGAUAAAACCAUCACUUUUACCAAAAAUAUUUGGAUAGAACAAGCCGAUGCCAAGGCCAUAUCCCCUAACGAGGAAAUUACGUUGAUGGACUGGGGAAAUGCGAUUGUUAGAGAAAUCAACAAGGACAAAAACGGAAAUGUGACCGAGUUAACCGGGGUUUUGCAUCUUGAGGGAUCGUUUAAGACCGCGAAACUGAAACUCACAUGGUUGCCUGACACUAACGAGCUUGUUCCAUUAACUCUAGUGGAGUUCGGAUACCUAAUCACGAAAAAGAAGAUGAAAAAAGGAGAGGAUUUUAUUCCAGUGUUGAACAGGGAUACAAAGAAAGAGAGGGGUGUUGGGGAUUCGAAUAUGAGAAUACUGAAAGGUGGAGACAUAUUGCAAUUGGAGAGGAAAGGCUACUUCAGAUGCGAUGUUCCUUUCAUAACACCUUUAAACCCCAUUGUUCUCUUUGCUAUUCCAGAUGGCAGGCAAACUGCAACUACCAAAUAAUAAUAAUAAUAAUAACAUUCAUCUGUUAGUUAGUAAACAUGGAUUACAAGAUUUUGGGACUAAUUGUGUUUUCAUUUGAUAUUAUAGUUACCUGCAGUUACUCACUUUUGCUA